AAGAAGACUCAUCGAUAUAAGUGAGAGCGGAAGAAAUUUAUUACUAUACAAGGCCUCUGACGGAGAUGCCAAGUUCCCAAAUUUCGCCGACUAAGAACAACCGAAAAUCUUCUUGAUCAAACACAAUUCUCAACCCGAGAAACUAGUUCCGUAAUGCCGUCCCUCGAAGGUCUCACUGGGGGGCAGCCCACCCUGGACGCCAUCAACAACGCCACUGCCCAAGACCCUGAAGAACUUACCUUUCCACCAGUGGCCAAGGAGCACAUUCUGAACUGCUCGUACGAUAGCUGGUUUCCCAAGUACCGGACAGUGUCAAUCAGGUCGAGAAUAAUCAAGCUAUCAGCCGACUUUGUCAAAUACAUUCGCGACGACGGCAUCAUCCUCGCUGACGAAGAUAAUGUUCUAGCUGAGGAAGACGAGGGGGAGUGGUCCGCCUCUUCGAACACAGCCGACGCACCAAGACGGAACCAGCGCCUCGAAGGGGAUAGCUCAGAUGACGAGCCCGAGGCCGACUCUCGGCCUCCGAAUGAACGCUUUCCUGAAAUCCACCAGGAGAUCAAGGACAUUAUCAAGGAGCUGGGAGGCGCUGUUGCGCCCAAGCUGAACUGGUCCGCCCCGAAGGAUGCAGCUUGGAUUUCACCGCACCAGAACACGCUCAAGUGCACAUCACCCAACGAUAUCUAUCUCCUUCUUAAGAGCUCCAGUUUUGUCAGCCAUGACUUGGAACACGCCUUCAAAGACACCGUCUCCUCGACCUCAAACAGACCUUUCCAGCCCGUCCUGGUUCUCAGACCGUUCUUCGCGCCCCACCCCGCGCUGGAGUUUCGUUGUUUCGUCAAGCACCGCGCUCUCAUCGGUGUCUGCCAGCGGGACUGGAACUACUACCCGUUCCUCGACGGUCUCCGGCCUGCGCUGGUGUCCAAGAUCACCGAUUUCUUUGAGGACCGUCUGCGCUUCACAUUUCCCGACGGAUCCUUCAUCUUCGACGUCUACGUGCCCGGCGAUAGCAACUCACAUGACGAGCUCGGCAAGGUGCGCCUUAUUGACAUCAACCCCUGGGCGCCGCGAACCGACAGUCUGCUCUUCAGCUGGGUCGAGCUGCUCGAGUUCAAGGUCCCGAAGCCGAUACUGGGCUCCGUUGUGAACGAAGAAGAACAGCUUGAAGGCAGCGCUGCGGACGAGACGACAGACGAAGAAGAUGCUGAUGAACUGGUUCCUGAAUUGAGGCUGGUUGAAAAGGAUAACCCAGUUGCAUUCAACUUCAGCACACCGCAGUACUCUGCGCAUAAGCUGCCAAAGGAGGUUGUCGAUACGAGUUUGUCAGGAGAAGGCGGGUUGAGGGAGUUUGUCCAGCGGUGGAAGGAAAUGACUGAGGCUGAUGGCGGCGGUGAUGUCUGGGAGAAUUCUGCCACAACCGAGGCGUGAGAUGCGGGGUUGUAUUCCAGCCGAGGAAACAUCUAGCUGGAGUAGUCUAGAGGUGCGAUCUCGCUUCGUGCCGAAUAGCAUCAAUGGAUAUGCGCCAGUAUGAUGGGCCGAAUAAUUCCAUCCCAUCGUCGUCAAGCAACGGGGCCUGGGUGCUCCGAGCAGUUCCAUCGAGUUGAUCAUGCCUGUGCAUAACCUUGAUGUAGCGGACUGAGAGUGCAGAGCGCAGAGCUCUACCACUGUAUUCCAUGGCGAUCCGCUCACUGUACACAUAAACAGUCUCGUUUUGCAUGACAGCUAAUAGUAUAACAGCAGACGAUCUUUGCGGUUUGUUCUUUCCGAUGUAUCUAUCCAUCUUCCGCAAAGAAU
This is a messenger RNA of Colletotrichum navitas, 1791 nucleotides long. RefSeq names its product D123-domain-containing protein. NCBI's taxonomy places the organism in Eukaryota, Fungi, Ascomycota, Sordariomycetes, Glomerellales, Glomerellaceae. The transcript has a single exon. Bases 154 to 1425 code for a protein of 423 amino acids. Gene Ontology annotation, cellular component: cytoplasm. The record is from RefSeq and is a predicted model, not a curated record.